Molecule: messenger RNA, 2812 nt
Organism: Oxyura jamaicensis (ruddy duck)
Lineage: Eukaryota; Metazoa; Chordata; Aves; Anseriformes; Anatidae
Gene: ARHGEF33
Product: Rho guanine nucleotide exchange factor 33
Exons: 15
Coding region: 1-2436 (811 amino acids)
Molecular function (GO): guanyl-nucleotide exchange factor activity
Source: RefSeq, a predicted model, not a curated record
AUGGACUCAAACAAACAAGAAGGAGAGACUGAAAGUGUGCCUGUGAGUACCCCCGCAACACAGAUUUCCCAGUUGCAGGCAUUAGCCUCUGAGUUGAAGGCGGGUUUCACAGAAGCAAUGCAGGAGCUGUCGCGAAUCCAGCAUGGCGAGUACGCCCUGGAGGAGAAGGUCAAGAGCUGCCGCUGUGCCAUGGAAGAGAAAGUGGCUGAGAUGAAGAACUCCCUCAACACCUUCAAGGAGGAGCUCAGCGAUGCAAAGUCAAUGAUUGAAGAAAUCAGUGCCAAGCAGGAGGAAAUGCAACAGAAAAUUGAGCAGCUUCAGCAAGAGAAGAGGCGGGAAUCACGGAAAGUGAAAGCUAAAAGAGCACAGAAGGACGAUCACAGCUCACAGACAGUGCCUACACCUCUCCAGGGCAGUCCGUUUCGAUCCAUUAACCUCCCAGAACCUGUGAUGAUCAAUGAAGAUUUUACAAGCCUUUUGCACAACGUGACUUAUGAAAAAGUGUCGGACACCAGGAUCAUGCCAAUAGGAGAUGGAAGCGUUAAAGUCGUAGCAGGUCCAGGACCAACCCUGGAGACAGACGACAGCCUCAAGCCUUCCUUGACAACGGACGGCCAGUCAAAGGUGCACCUGCCAUCAACAGUAUGGAAGCAGCCCAAGGACACCAAGGACUGGGGAGACGAAUACAUCUCCAAAGAGCAACCAGAAAGAGGGAAAGACAUGGGCCAAAGCAGAUACAGCUCAGCUGACAACAUUAUCUGUGAACCCUCUCUGGCUGCCAAAAGGCAGAACAUCGCUUUGGAGCUGCUGGAGUCAGAAAGGAAAUACGUCAUCAACCUUUCCCUGAUCCUGAAGAUCAAGGCCACAUUGCAAGGGCCAGAUGUGAAAAGGAGCACCAAAGAGAGAAGUUUCUUCCCCAAUUCCCUGCGGUACUUGGUCCAGCAGCACGUCGAUUUACUUCAUGCUCUCCAGGAGCGAGUCCUGAGCUGGCCACGCCAAGGGAUCCUAGGAGACAUCUUCCUGAAGUUAACAAAUGAUGAGAACAAUUUUCUGGACUACUAUGUUGCUUACCUGAGGGACCUGCCAGAAUGCAUCUCUCUGAUCCACGUGGUGAUCCUGAAGGAGGUAGAAGAAGAAAUCAAAUCUGAUCUCUACAUUCUGUUCUUCCAUAUAGUCCAGCGGAUCCCUGAAUACCUCAUUCAUCUACAGAACGUCCUGAAGUUCACGGAGCAAGAGCAUCCUGAUUAUUACCUGCUGCUGGUGUGUGUGCAGCGCCUCCGGGUUUUCAUCUCACACUACAGCCUCCUCUUCCAAUGCAACGAAGACCUUCUUAUACAGAAGAGGAAAAAGCUGAAGAACACGACGAUGGAUUUCUCCUCCCUCAGGUCGUCCCUGGUGAAGCUGUACAAAGGACUCACCUCCCAGUGUACAAGCCAAGAGGUUUCUCCAACACCCAGCGCGACCUCUGUCCGGGACAGCGGGAUCCACUCUGAAGAGGCAAUACAGUCGUUCCCACCAGCACCUUCCUCUGGCACGCCAACCCCGCAUUUGAUGCCCCAGAUGAAGAAACCCCAGCCAACUGUUAUGGAGAACAUCCAGGCUGUAAAGCCCCCUGACUGGGAAAUGGAAAGUAGAAAACAUGAGAGGCCAGAGAAUAUCCUUGCAUCCUCUCAGCUCACAGAGCAAGAACUCAAGGCUCUGACAGCUCCCUUACAAUCCAUCCCUGAAAUGGAGUAUGAAGCACCACCUGCCGAUGCUGUGGGAAACACGGAGAGAGCCAUCAGGACCUCUGUGGAGCUGCUGCAGGAUGCAAGGAACUUUGCACCAAGCUACGAAGAGUUCGACUACCCCGGAGAGGUGUUCACCCUGCCAGGCCCCUAUGAAGAUGAUGCCUUCCAAAACCUCGCUCUCUUUGAGAAUUGCUCCCCAGCCUCUUCCGAGUCCAGUUUAGACAUUUGUUUCCUUAGGCCUGUUAACUUCACGUCAGAACCAGAGAGGACAGAUCAUGCCUUACAGCCGUUACCUAAGAGCUGUACCCCCGUCAGCAGCAGUACUUACAAGCGCGAGAUGUUCCACAGCAAAGGCAAGCAGCUGAGCAGGUCUCUGAAGGAGCUGCCGAGGAGCGCCGAGGGUGUGAGCUCCAGACUCUACAGCACACGGAGCAGCAGUGGGAGCCGGCUGCAGCAGAAGCAGGAGAGGAAUGUCCAGCCUCACAUGAUCUCAGCCUCAUCCCGAAGCUCCCAAAGGAGCUACUUCCCCCCACAGAGAGGAGCGGGUGAAAAACAGAGCUUUUUGGAAGAGCUCCAUGCAGAAGACAACACCAGGUUCUGCCAGAAGGAUGACAAUGAGCAAACAUCCUUCAGCGACCACAACCCGCGGCACGAGCCCAAGGGGGGUUUCCGGAGCUCCUUCCGCAAGCUCUUCAAAAAGAAAUAAGCAGCCCCCCCCAAAAAAAGGCAGGCCACAGCCUAAGCGCAGCAGUGCUUCCCCAGGUCCCUGAGGGUGGAGACAGACAGCAAGGCCCCGAGAUGUCCCCCGACUAACACAGUAGGCGGAGGGGUGGGGGAGAGGAGACUGUCACAACUGCCUCACAAACGCGUCCUGCUCUUCCUAGCACAGGGGAGGGCCAGGCUAUGGGUUGGAGCAGAGCUCAGGCAGCAGGUCCAGAAAGCACAGGAACUUGCUAGCUUUUACCCCUGCCUGACAUAACUUUCCUCAGAGUUUUGGAAAGCUUGAGCCAAAUCCCAUUAUCUUCUCCUCCCCCUCAUCCCUCAACACUGCUUGAUUUGCCACACCUUUGCUCUUCCAAAUA